This is a messenger RNA of Penaeus indicus, 855 nucleotides long. RefSeq lists its product as uncharacterized. The transcript has 4 exons. Bases 157 to 855 code for a protein of 232 amino acids. The record is from RefSeq and is a predicted model, not a curated record. Lineage: Eukaryota; Metazoa; Arthropoda; Malacostraca; Decapoda; Penaeidae.
CAUGUCUGCUCGAGUUGCCUUUGAUCCUUCAGAGGAGGACCCAGCUCAUAAGACAAUGGCUAUGGAAAUUCCAAGCACUGGAGACUUGUCAGGCUUUAGUGUAUGAUAGUAAAUUUCCACCACUAUCAAUAAAAAAUAGAGCAAAUUCAAAGCAAAAUGGAACAUAGACCUAUCCCUGCCAUCACAGUCAAGUCCCUACAAGGACUUGCUGUGUACAAGCUGGCUAGGAUGCUGCUGACAAGUGCCAUUCCACCAAGCCUGGAGAAGUACGUCCCCUUCCUCAGCCGGUACGACCAUGUGGAUGUCAAGGAGACUGAUGCCUCCCUGAUGCCCAUCGGCUGUGGGACAGUCUUUCAGCGCAAGAGGCUGGAGGGAAGGAGUGACACUCUUGUCCAGUGGAACACCCUCGACGACAUCAUUCUAGCCGAGGCCGGACAGUGCCACGACCAUCUCCUGCCAGCUAAGGAAAUUCUCAUUGAGCAUCUAGUGAAGGUGAAGAAAUGGUGGGAUAAUGAAGAAUGGUUGGGCAAGCAAGACAACAAGACCAGGAGGAUGAUACGGGACGUUUGUUCGGACAUGCUGGAACUCUUCAACUCCAGCUGCACGUGUCCUAUUUUCCAGCUGACCCUGGAGCUGAUAUUCUCAAAGAAAGCCGGGACAGGACAGUUUGAGUGGAUGCACAGCAGUGGUGUUAGGGCGUUGACAGAUGUCAGGCCCAGCAGAUUUAUAGGGUAUGCCUGUGUGGAAAUCCUGGAUGAGAUGUUUCUCCCAUCAGUGAGGGCCAUGGUGUCCCCCAAGCUGGAGCCAUUUUCCCUCGUCCAAGAUAACAGCCACAUCCACAGUGCAAUGUCAUGA